AGCUUCUCUAAAAUUGCGACAGAAUUGUAUAUUCAGAGCUUUAAACACUAAUUUUCCCCAACCUAUACCCAAAGACUUCCUUUUUUCGAACAUCAUCGCACUGCCGCAUAAACAAUGGAUACGCAGGGUUGGAUGGCACUAAAUUAAUUGAAUUCGGAUCUUUUUCAUUAAUCUUUCUCUCUCUCUCUCUCUUUUAAAUAAGUGUAAGAAAAUGAGAAAGUAUGGAAGAAGACUUUCAAACACUCUUAACAUUCAUUUUUCAUUCAUUUAAUUGAAUUAUAUGGAUUUUUUAUUUUGGAAAUUCACUCAAUUUUGAGAUUAAGAUACAGUUUUAAAUUAAACACAUGCUUAAUUAAAGUCAAUGAUCUUCUCCAAAGAGCAAAAGUGUACUCAUCAACCACACUUUUUUAAGUCCUUAAAAGGACUUUUUUAUGACCCGCGUUUAGAGGUACUUACAACGUGACAACAAUAAAAAAGUGCGUGAUAUAAUAAAAAUCUACUAAAAUAAGCUAAAAGCUAAAAAGCUCGUGAUUCGAUAACAAUAGCUUUUUUCAACACUAGUGUAAGAUUCCAGUGUACACUACAAACACCACCUCCAUCAUUCACACAAGAGACACUCACUCACACACAACAAAUCAUUAUAACAAACUCUCUCUCUCUAACUGAUUAGAGAGAUUGCAGUUAUGGCUUCAACGACGACAAUGCGGUUCCCGACGAAUUCCACCGUCACCGCCGUAACCGAAUCAUUUCCUCGCCGUAACUCCAUUUCCGGAUUCAUUUCUUCCAGAUCUUCUUUCUCGCAUUCCAAAUCGAUCUUCCUCCGAAGAACUUUUAACUAUCGUUCUGUUAAUCAUAAUUUGAAUCUUAGGAGAAGAAAUUCUUUCUCUGUUGUGAAGUGUGUUUCUGGUAAACAGAAAGUCAAGGAUACUGAACUUCAACAACAAGAAGCUACAACCUCUCUGAGCUCAUUUGCACCAGAUGCUACUUCCAUUGUGUCAAGUAUUAAGUACCAUGCAGAGUUCACUCCACUGUUUUCUCCAGAGAAAUUUGAGAUUCCACAGGCUUACAUUGCAACUGCACAGACUGUUCGUGAUGCUCUCAUAAUAAACUGGAAUGCUACUUAUGAAUACUAUGAGAAGCUGAAUGUUAAGCAGGCAUAUUACCUUUCAAUGGAAUUUUUGCAGGGUAGAGCAUUAUUGAAUGCAAUUGGAAAUUUGGAGUUAACUGGUCCCUAUGCAGAGGCUUUGAGCCAGCUUGGUUAUAAACUAGAAAAUGUGGCGCACCAGGAGCCAGAUGCUGCACUUGGAAAUGGGGGUCUUGGACGCCUUGCUUCAUGUUUUUUGGACUCUUUGGCGACCUUGAACUAUCCAGCAUGGGGUUAUGGGCUGAGAUACAAGUAUGGCUUAUUUAAACAACGAAUAACCAAAGAUGGGCAGGAGGAAGUUGCUGAAGAUUGGCUUGAGAUGGGAAAUCCCUGGGAGAUCAUUAGAAAUGACGUCUCAUAUCCUAUAAGGUUCUAUGGGAAAGUUGUUUCAGGCUCAGAUGGUAAAAAACAUUGGGUUGGAGGAGAAGAUAUUAAAGCUGUUGCACAUGAUGUCCCCAUACCCGGAUAUAAGACCAAAAGCACAGUUAACCUCAGACUUUGGUCUACAAAAGCUGCAUCCGAAGACUUUGAUUUAUCUGCUUUUAAUUCUGGAAGGCACACUGAAGCAUCUGAGGCUCUAGCAAAUGCUGAAAAGAUUUGCUAUAUACUCUACCCUGGGGAUGAAUCAAUAGAGGGAAAAACCCUUCGCCUCAAGCAACAAUAUACUUUAUGUUCUGCUUCUCUUCAAGAUAUCAUUGCUCGUUUUGAGACAAGAUCAGGAGCAAGUUUGAAUUGGGAAGAGUUUCCUGAAAAGGUUGCAGUGCAGAUGAAUGAUACUCACCCAACCUUGUGCAUUCCAGAGCUGAUGAGAAUCCUGAUAGAUAUAAAGGGUUUAAGCUGGAAGGAUGCUUGGAAUAUCACCCAACGGACUGUAGCAUACACAAACCAUACUGUUCUCCCUGAGGCAUUAGAGAAAUGGAGCUUGGAUCUCAUGGAGAAACUGCUUCCACGCCAUGUCGAGAUUAUAGAAUUGAUUGAUGAGGAGCUGGUUCGGACUAUAGUCGCAGAAUAUGGCACAGCAGAUUCAGACUUACUGGAAAAGAAAUUGAAGGAAAUGAGAAUACUAGAAAAUGUUGAAUUGCCUGCUGAAUUUGCUGAUAUACUGGUUAAAUCCAAGGAGUCCGUUGAUAUUUCCAGUGAAGGAGAAGAAGACGGUGAUGGUAAUGAUGAUGAAGUUGAAGAAGCAGUUUCUGAAAAAGAUGGGACAGAAAAAAGUUCCACAGAGGAUAAGAUAGAGGAGUUGCCUGAGCCAGUACCAGAACCACCAAAAUUGGUUCGUAUGGCCAAUCUCUCUGUUGUGGGUGGUCAUGUAGUGAAUGGAGUUGCAGAGAUACAUAGUGAAAUUGUCAAGGAUGAUGUGUUCAAUGCAUUUUAUAAGUUAUGGCCUGAGAAAUUCCAAAACAAAACAAAUGGUGUGACACCAAGAAGAUGGAUCAGGUUCUGUAAUCCAGAUUUGAGUAAAAUAAUAACUCAGUGGAUAGGCACAGAAGAUUGGGUCCUAAAUACUGAGAAACUGGCUGAACUGCGGAAGUUUGCAGAUAAGGAGGAUCUACAAAAGCAAUGGAGGGAAGCAAAAAGGAAUAACAAAGUGAAAGUUGCAGCAUUCAUCAAAGAAAGAACAGGAUAUUCUGUCAGUCCUGAUGCAAUGUAUGACAUCCAGGUGAAAAGAAUCCACGAAUAUAAACGACAACUAUUAAAUAUUUUUGGAAUUGUUUACCGCUACAAGAAGAUGAAAGAAAUGAGUGCUGCAGAAAGGAAAGAAAGUUUUGUUCCAAGAGUUUGUAUAUUUGGAGGAAAAGCAUUUGCUACAUAUGUGCAAGCCAAGAGAAUUGUGAAAUUUAUCACAGAUGUUGGGGCAACUGUAAAUCAUGAUCCUGAAAUAGGAGAUCUUCUUAAGGUUAUCUUUGUCCCCGACUACAAUGUCAGUGUUGCAGAGAUCCUUAUUCCAGCUAGUGAAUUGUCGCAACAUAUCAGUACUGCUGGAAUGGAGGCAAGUGGAACUAGCAACAUGAAAUUUGCAAUGAAUGGAUGCUUACAGAUUGGAACUUUAGAUGGGGCCAAUGUUGAAAUAAGGGAAGAAGUUGGUGAAGAUAACUUCUUCCUCUUUGGUGCUAAGGCUCAUGAAAUUGCUGGGCUGAGGAAAGAAAGAGCAGAGGGAAAGUUUGUCCCUGAUCCACGAUUCGAAGAAGUUAAAAAAUUUGUCAGAAGUGGUGUUUUUGGGCCUUACAACUAUGAUGAACUGAUUGGAUCCUUAGAAGGAAAUGAAGGUUUUGGUCGAGCAGAUUAUUUUCUUGUGGCCAAGGACUUCCCUAGCUACUUAGAAUGCCAGGAGGAGGUUGAUGAAGCUUAUCGCGACCAAAAAAAAUGGACAAAAAUGUCAAUAUUGAACACAGCAGGCUCAUCCAAGUUCAGCAGUGACCGUACCAUUCAUGAAUAUGCACGCGAGAUAUGGAAUAUUGAGCCAGUCAAAUUGCCAUAGAAGAGGGGUAAUCUAUACUAUACCCUUUGUAAUAGCAGAGAAUCGGCGCCACAUCGUAAUGUGAUCGCUGCUUUACCAAUUACACGGAACAAAAAAUAAACAGCAAUUUUGUAAAAAAAAAUAAGGGCUUGGCUUUUGUUGUCCACCAAAAUAAGUCUGCAUUUCUGUAAUAUAUGUAUGUAUUAUGUUUAUUACUCCCCACCAUUGCCCUGUAAACGUGCGCUACCAAGUAAAGCAGAACUUUGUCUACUACUGUAUAUCAGCUUCUAUAUUGUUGUUUCAUGCCUUAAUUCUCA
Molecule: messenger RNA, 3919 nt
Organism: Trifolium pratense (red clover)
Lineage: Eukaryota; Viridiplantae; Streptophyta; Magnoliopsida; Fabales; Fabaceae
Product: alpha-1,4 glucan phosphorylase L isozyme, chloroplastic/amyloplastic
Exons: 15
Coding region: 684-3623 (979 amino acids)
Biological process (GO): glycogen catabolic process
Cellular component (GO): cytoplasm
Molecular function (GO): pyridoxal phosphate binding; glycogen phosphorylase activity
Source: RefSeq, a predicted model, not a curated record